This is a messenger RNA of Anisakis simplex (herring worm), 1590 nucleotides long. The record is from the annotation of a GenBank genome assembly. Lineage: Eukaryota; Metazoa; Nematoda; Chromadorea; Rhabditida; Anisakidae.
AUGGAUCGUGUUGCAUUGGUAUCGUCAUUAGCAUGGAUCAAACGAGGUGUUGCGAAACAUGUACCCGAUAAAGUGCAAGUGAAUCCUGCUGAUUUACGAGAUAUGAUUCAAGGGGCAGAUGCGGAAACAAGUGAUCAAUCGGAUACAGACGAGGCAAUGCGAGAGGGUGAGGGCGAUGCCGCUGAAAAGCAGAAUACGCGUUCAACCCUUUUAUUCCCCCUCACCUCUCACUAUCAUGUUUUGAUAAUUUCACUUGAGGUUGGUGGUAUUCGUGGCUCUGCUCCUGAUUCAGAGGCAGAAGAACCGGAAGGGGACACGAAAGAAUCUGUUUUUUGGAAUAUUCACGAGGAGCGCAGUGAGAGUAUGACUGAAUUCAGAGUGAAUCCACUGGCUGGAAUAGCCGCAUUCGCGUCACCACUCGAUGAUCCGUAUAUAACACAACACAUUGAGAGUGAUGAAGAGGAGGAUAAGGAGGAUUUCGAGAUUAAAGAGAACGAUAAUCUUGUUGCUGUCGCGAAAAUCAACAAGGGUGAAUUCGGUCUAGAAGUCUAUGUGUACAAUGAAGAGGGUGACGAUUGGUAUGUGCAUCACGAUUAUUUACUUGACGCUCCACCAUUGUGCUUAGAGCCAAUCCAAUAUGAUCCGGGAGCUGAUGAUAGGAAGGGUAAUCUACUAGCCGUCGGCACAAUGGAUUCAGCGGUAAGUAUAUGGGAUUUGGAUGUAGUUAACGCGGUUGAACCAGUCGUGGUACUUGGCGACCACCUUUCAGGUCAGUUCAUCCCUGUCAGUUGGAAGAGUUUUCUGAUUGCGUGGUUCGCUGCAUUGAAAUGGCUGUGUAAGUUAAUUGAACUCCAAAAAAGUCUGCAUUCAGAUGGAAAGAAAAGUGCACGAAGACGUCGAAAACGUGACGGCACACACCAAACACACUCAGAUGCUGUGCUGAGUCUAUCGUGGAAUCGUGUCACUGAACACGUUCUCGCAUCCGGAAGCGCUGAUCAAUCGGUCAUUCUUUGGGAUUUGGAAGAAGCAAAAGCGAGUACUAUUCUAACGAUGUUCACUGAUAAGGUACAAUGUGUGAAAUGGCAUCCCGGAGAGGCGUCAGUUUUGUUGAGUGGUUCUUUAAAUGGUGAAUUAUCACUGGCUGAUUGUCGUUACAAUGUUACCGAGCCAUCGAGAAGGUGGAAAUUUGAAGGCGAAGUGGAACAUCUUUUGUGGGAUCAUUUCAAUCCAUUUUACUUCUAUGUUACCACUGACGAUGGGAAACUACGUUACAUGGAUUCUCGAUCAGAUAAAGUGGUCAUCGAAUGUGAUGCUCACGAAGGAGGUGCGCGAUGCAUAUCGCAAAGUUACAAAAUUCAAGGACUCAUUGCUACAUGUGGCGCGGAUAGUAAACUGAAAAUAUGGAAGAUGGCAGAGAAUAAACUGGAAGAGAUUCAUUCGGAAUCGCUAUCGCUAGGUGGACUUCAUUCGCUUGGAUUUUGUCCGGAUGUCGGAACCGUUUUGGUGGUGGGCGGUGAAAGUGGUGAUAUGAUUCGAAUGAUUAAGGUGGACCGAUAUGAAACUGUGACCAAUGCUUUCUCGAGCGCAUAG